Molecule: messenger RNA, 1302 nt
Organism: Fusarium musae
Lineage: Eukaryota; Fungi; Ascomycota; Sordariomycetes; Hypocreales; Nectriaceae
Exons: 2
Coding region: 1-1302 (433 amino acids)
Cellular component (GO): nucleus
Molecular function (GO): DNA binding
Source: RefSeq, a predicted model, not a curated record
AUGACACCAGCUACCAGCGCACCGCCCGUGGAGCCCCCUAGGUUACCGACACAGCACGAGAAAUCGAGGAAGACUCUUACCACGGAACAGAAACGAGCCAUGUGCCAAUUCCAUGAAGAUAACCCUGGUACCCGACAAGCCGAUAUUGGAGCCCGAUUCGGCGUUGAAAGAAGCACAGUUUCCAAGGUUUUGAGGCAUAAAGAUCAGUACCUAAAGCGAGACCAAGAGCCAGAAAAUGCCGCUGUCAAGCGUGGCAAGGGUAAACAUCCAGAUUUCGACCGCACACUCAGCAACUACGUCAGGAGACAGCAACAGCGAGGUUUCCAAGUCAGCGACGAGGAGAUUAUGGAACAGGCCAGGCUUUUUGCUCAUGCGAGUGGAAACCAGGAGAGUGUCCUGAAUAAUUUGAAUAGCAGCUGGCUGCAGAAGUUUAAACAAAAGCACGGAAUUGGACCAGGCAAGUUGAUGCGGCGGGCUUCAGAGGCAAAUAUUCCGGAUAGUGCAAGACUCUCGACACUUGCCUCGAAGUCCAGCGAUCUGUCGCCUUCGCCAACGGGCCAGCUUUCACCGCUUUCAGGAAGUCGAAGCGAUGAGGAGGCACACGCUGAUGGAAUAGACUUUGACUUUGGGUAUAAGCAUCCCGAGUCCCAGUCAACAACCUCACUUUCGAGCGACUUUCGAGAUAAUACGGCCUCUUCAUUCUCUGGCACCAUGAGCCCAACUGGAACUUUUACUUUCUCCCCCGACCCCAAUGUGGGAGGAUUCCCUAUGGAUCAACUUCGAGGUACCGAUUACCAGCACAGAGAGAAAAGAAGCAACACAUUCCCGUCACUCAACAUUGACUAUGUGAAUCAAGUCUCAUCGUCAACGGAACCAAUAACUCCUCGUCAUCCUCCAUCUUCCACCGCACCGUCUUCGGCUUUAGAAUCGCCGCAGCAUGAACUUCAGGCGCCAUUUAGCAUCGAUACCAACGUCAACUCACCCCCUCCAAUGCUACGCCGCAGCAGCAGCAACUCAAGUAUAAAUCGAUCCACAGCAGCGACAAGUGCUACCUCAUCCACACCUGUUGAUUCUUCUCCAGUCUCGCCCUCCCAGGAGGACGCCCGCCGGGCCGCACAGACACUCCUGAAUUACAUCCAGACUGCUGGCACUUUCGAUUCCAACGACUAUAUGUCAAUCGUUCAGCUGACCAAAAAGCUCAAGAUCCACCAAGGUAGACCGUCGAUAGGAGGACUCUCUCGAAUCCCGGAAGGCGAUGUUGAAGCCCCUGUCCUCCUGUCGACCAAGAUGGAAUCGGCUUGA